Molecule: messenger RNA, 1783 nt
Organism: Drosophila santomea
Lineage: Eukaryota; Metazoa; Arthropoda; Insecta; Diptera; Drosophilidae
Exons: 3
Coding region: 133-1443 (436 amino acids)
Source: RefSeq, a predicted model, not a curated record
GCCUCUCUCGUUCUCGAAUUUAGUGUGAAAGCUGAGCCACCCACCGCCCGCCGGAAAAGUCUCGCGAGUGUUCCGAAAAAUCGAGUUUACUCCCCCCCAUAAAAAAAAUAUAUCAAAUAAAAUCCUAACAAAAUGAGCAAGCUACUGACCUCCGCGGACAUCGAAGAUGGUAAGGUGGAGUUCGACAAGGCCACCGGAGCCAGCACCACGUACAAGGUGAUCGAGGGAGGCUACGAGGUGAUCACCACCUCCCCCCAGCCCAAUGGAACCGUCAAGACCCAGGUGCGAACCUUCUGGGAUCCCAAGCCCGUUAGCGAGGAGGAUCUGAAGAAGGAGCAGGAAAACAAGAAGCUGGUCCAGAAGCGUCUGGGCAAGGAGAUCCGCAUCGAUGAGCGCACCACCAUGCUGACCCGUUCCAUCGAGGGUGGCUACGAGGAGGUGUACACCACCAUCAACGAGGAUGGAACUCGCAGCACUCGCACCAAGACCUUCUUCGACUCCGUUCCCACGGAGGUGGAUGAGAACACGGCCGCCAAGCUGAACAAGAACAAAAAGAACGUGACCAGGAAGUCGUCGGUGGACUCCACCGAUUCCACGGAAUCCUCCCGUCGCAUUGUCCAGAAGCAGCAGAAGAACGUGGUCCAAAACUAUGGUGAGCAGACCAACUCCACCACCACAUCGGAGCGCAGAGUGUCGGUGACCCAGAACAUCGAGAUCACCGAGAACAAUCGCACCGUGCGCAAGAACUCGCUGCAGGAGCAGAACGUCAAGGCCAUCACAUCCACCUCGAACACCUCGACCAGCGAUAAGAAGCAAAAGAAGAAGCCCAAGUCUUCGGCCCCACCACCACCCGCUGACUUCUUCCAGAACGAUACCACCUCUGUGGCCUCGAAGCGUGUGCCCGGCGGAGUGGAGUACACCUAUUCCACGCAGCUGGAUUCCGGCAAGACCAUCACUACCUCGAAGACUGUCUAUGAGGAGGAGGAGGUGGAGCUCACCGAGGAGGAGAUUCGCCAAUACAAGAAGACCCUGAAGGACGCCGAGAAGCACAAGAACGUCUCGACCACCAAGAAGCUCAAGUCCGAGUCGGGCACCAAGAAGAUCGUCCCAUCCGAAAACGCCGGAGAUGUGACAACCGUUGAGACUAUCAAGAUCGAAGGUGGCACCGAGUACCACUACACCACCGUGACAUCCGAGGGCAUCGUGAAGAAGGCCGUAAAAACUGUCUACGAUCCAGUGCCCAGCCAGAAGUCCAAUCCCGAUGACACCGACGAGGAGGAGAUCAUCGAGGAGUACGAGGAGGAGAUCAUCGAGCCCGGCGAGAAGAGCGUGAAGACUAUCGAGACCAUCAAGCAGCUGCCCACCAAGUUCGAGGAGGAAGUGACCAUCACUCAUGAGAGGAAGGAGAAGAAGGUAAAGAAAUCUAUGGUCAUAAGCCAGUAGAGGUCUCCGCUUGCCCACACCGAAACACACGUAAACCCACACGACACUCACACAACACAAGGCACAACAAUACACACAAAAACAAGCUUAUGAAAUGGCCCGAAGACAGAAGAAAGGCCCCGCGAAGAUCCCAAGCUAAUUCUCCUGACCUAUUUCAGCAUCCAGUUCAGUUAGUUGCGGGCGGUCUUUGCACGCUACUCGUUAGCUUUUUAAUCAAUUACCAGCUGUCUAGUGCCCUAGAAAUGUAUUACGAAAUUAUCCAAAAUUUAUUACAAAAAACUAUCUAACAUAUUUGUAGCCUUUUUUGUUAACAAAAAUAAAACUCAAGUUUUGGUUCUAA